AAGACAAAAGACAUGGAGGAAACACGUAAGAGAGAUACACAUAUUUACCCAAAAUGAGUGAUUGCACCUUCAAAAUAAAAUAUUUUCUUACUGUCUUUUUCUUCCUUUUAUCUCGAAAUCGUCAGCUUCGUUGCCUUCUAGCUUCGUCAUACCAACUUUUUUGACUAAAUUAGAAAAAAAAAAAUUCUGAGUUCGCCAUUAAAGUACAACACAAAAGGUUAGGCACAUUUUAUCUUUGUAUGGGCUUUUCUUGAAAAAUAUUAGAUUUUUGAAGGGAAUCUUUUUCAAUUCGUGUCUUUUGGUGUCUAUAAAGAUCCAAACGCUUCCUUGUCUGUUUUAUCUGCAUAUUAUCUGAAAACGUUUUUUGAGUUUUUUGAGAGAGAAAGACAGACAGAUUGAGAAGAUGUUGGAAGGAAAAGCAAUGGUGGAAGAUUCAGAUAUGCCAGUGAAGAUGCAGGUUCAAGCCAUGUCUUUGGCUUCUCAAGCUCUUGAUAUUUUUGAUGUCGUUGACUGUAAAUCCAUUGCUGGCCACAUCAAGAAGGAGUUUGAUGAAAGAUAUGGGAGUGGAUGGCAAUGUGUGGUGGGAUCAAACUUUGGGUGUUUCUUCACACAUUCUAAAGGGACUUUCAUCUAUUUUCAGUUGGAGACACUUAAGUUCCUAAUCUUCAAAGGCGCUUCUGCUCCUUAAUUAAAAAAAAACCUUAUCCAAUGUUUUAUCCUUCUAUGAAAAUAUGUCUGUGACAGAACAAGCUUGAAGAGCCUAUCCUGAUUUUUCUUCUUCUCUUUUUGCUCUUUGUAGCUUUGUUUGAAUCUAGGUCUGUAUAUAGACUCAAGAUGGGACACUGAUUUCAAUGAAGAUGUGCUGACUUUUCUGUGAUCAAUAAAAGUGUAAUGUACAAGAUCUUUAUAUAUCUCUUUUACUGAA
Molecule: messenger RNA, 925 nt
Organism: Brassica napus (rape)
Lineage: Eukaryota; Viridiplantae; Streptophyta; Magnoliopsida; Brassicales; Brassicaceae
Product: dynein light chain LC6, flagellar outer arm
Exons: 2
Coding region: 404-688 (94 amino acids)
Biological process (GO): microtubule-based process
Cellular component (GO): dynein complex
Molecular function (GO): dynein intermediate chain binding; dynein light intermediate chain binding
Source: RefSeq, a predicted model, not a curated record